GCCCAAGGCCGCACUCGCUGUCUGGUUUGUGGCCUCAGCGUGUCAGUCCGACACGGGGUCCACCCGACUUGUCACCCCUCACUCCGGGCCGCCAUCAGCUACCCACUUUCCGGGAAAUUCAGCAAGGCGCCACGCCAACUCUCCGCCAUGUGCCGCGCAGUGCCCGCCACUUGUGGAGCCAGACCCUGGCACGAGCCCUUGCCGCCGUCGUGCACCACUGGAAGAAACUCCUGAUGCUGCCUCGCUGUGUCCUCGGCGUCCCAGCCCGUGGCGGCCGCAAGCAUGCCAAAGCCAGCGCUGCCUAUACCUUGGACCGCCUCCACCAGUGGCAGCAGGGCGAAAGGCACAGCCUGUGGAACUCGCGUGGGCAACUCCCCGGCUCCGGGCGCAACAAACCAUUGACUGCAGAGGAACGGCGGACCUUGGCCACAUCCCUGACUCGGGAAGGGUUCGACCGGAAAGCUUGCAACGCCCUGCUUUCACAGGGUCUUUGUCCUCAGACUGCUGAAACGGCGCAGGCACUUCAAGCCCUUCAUCCAGCACAACCUCCGCCCACCACUCCUGACGUGGCAGCUCAACCCCUGGCCGCGGUCUUGGUGCCUGAGGCGAUUGCACGGGCUUUGAGAAGCUUCCCGUCCGACACUGCUGCCGGCCCUUCUGGCCUUCGUGUUCAGCAUCUUCGGGAAGCGUGUGCGGCUGGCUCCACCGAAGCUUUGCUGCAGCAACUUUGUGGGGUGGUGAGCCUGUUGGCGCAAGGCCAAGCUUGCCCUGCCGUUGCGCCUAGUUUAGCUGGUGCCAGCCUGGUUGCCCUCCCCAAGCCCACUGGCGGCGUCCGGCCCAUUGCUGUUGGCGAAAUCUUGCGGCGCUUGACUGCAAAGUGUUUGAUGGAAGCUGUGCGCGAUGAUGCGCGGCAACACUUUGCUCCUGUGCAGCUUGGGGCUGCGAUUCCCGGCGGAGCCGAAGCGGCGGUCCACACCGCUAGAGCUUGGUACGACCGCAACAAAGGGCAACCAGGCAAAGUGCUGGUGAAACUGGACUUCAAGAAUGCCUUCAACUUGGUGUCUCGGCAGGCUGUGCUGGACGCUGCGGCUGCUCGCUUUCCUGCUCUUUUGGAAGUGCACACCUGCUUUCCGCAGGGGCCGCUGGACAUGGCUUUCUUCUACCUCGAUGAUGGCGUGGUAGCUGGUGAUGCUGCGGCUGUCGGCGCUGCCUUAGCUCACAUCCAAGCUCAGUCAGCGAUGCUUUUGUCGCUGCGCACACAGCAGAGCGGGAAAGCGGCGUCCCAACUCCUCGAUGCCAUCAGUGGCCUGGAUGACCCGCAGCUCGGCCUCCGCUUGCUUCGCUCCAGUGGCGGCCAUUGCCGACUGGUCCACAGCAUGCGGUGCACGCCGCCGGCUGCCCAGCUUGACAGCUUCAAGGCUUUUGACCAAGGAGUACGUGCUUGCUUUAGCAGCUUGACGGGCCUGCACCCCACAGAUGCACAAUGGCAGCAAGCUGCUCGGGGAUUUGACCAGGCUGGGCUGGGGCUGCGCUCUACCCACUUGGAUGGGCCAGCCGCCUACUUAGCCUCUCUUGGCAAAAGCCGCACCUUAUGUGGCCAGCUUGCUCCCAGCUUCUCGAACGCGGAAACCCUGGCAUCAUCACAUGCAGCAGCUGCUUUACACCUCUACAAUGGUCACCUUCCAGCUGCUCAGCAAGCCACUUUGCUCACAAGCUUGGGCCAACAACAGAAGCAACUCACCAAAGUACUGGAUGCUGUUGGCUGGGAAGCCCAACUUUCGGCUUCUUCUCUGACUGGAAGGGCCCUCCUCCUCUCCGAAGCUGCUCCUGGGGCACGGGCGUUCCUGGCUGCUCGCCUGCAUGGCCAGCUCUGCCUGGAGCCAGCUGUUUUUGUCACGGCGCCAUCGCCUUGGCAUCCCUGUGGGGAACGUACGUUGCGGCACCAUGCUCUCCGUGACACUAUCUACAAGUGGGCUGAGAGCCAGAACGGGAGAAGCCUGGUUUGCUCCUUCCCCAGCGCCCAGAAGAAACCGGCCUUGGGCGGCGCCGGCCCGCCGAUGUCUUCCGGUCGGAGAGUUUACGUGAGGCUAGCUGCAAGACCGGGGCCGCAGCGGAUUCUUAUGCAGAAGUCAAAGCAGCCCACCUUCGCACAGCCCAGCUCUGUGAGAAGAUUUCAACCACUGGUUGUUGAAAGCACCGGAGCUUGGUCAACCUCGGCUUCACACAACCUCCGGCUCCUGGCCCGUGCAACGGCAGCCAGGGAAGGAGAAGAUGCUACUGCCUGCCAGGCGCAGCUUCUACAAGAGCUUUGCAUCACUGCCCGCCGCUUCCGCGGUCGGGCAGUUUUGCGUCGCCGGGCCGAACUCGCCAGCUCUGGGGACAUUGACAUUGCCAGACCGGCUGCUGCCUUGCUUCUGGCUGCUGAUCCUGGACGCUAG
This is a messenger RNA of Cladocopium goreaui, 2438 nucleotides long. NCBI's taxonomy places the organism in Eukaryota, Dinophyceae, Suessiales, Symbiodiniaceae. The record is from the annotation of a GenBank genome assembly.